Molecule: messenger RNA, 1574 nt
Organism: Xenia sp. Carnegie-2017
Lineage: Eukaryota; Metazoa; Cnidaria; Anthozoa; Malacalcyonacea; Xeniidae
Product: syntaxin-16-like
Exons: 9
Coding region: 147-1082 (311 amino acids)
Biological process (GO): vesicle fusion; vesicle-mediated transport; intracellular protein transport
Cellular component (GO): membrane; endomembrane system; SNARE complex
Molecular function (GO): SNARE binding; SNAP receptor activity
Source: RefSeq, a predicted model, not a curated record
CGCGCAGGCCUGGUCACUAAUUACAUGACAAUAUGGCGGCGGAAAUAGCUCAAUUCGAAUGGCAGUCCUCUUGAAAAAAAUGACAGCAAUUGAAAUUUAAUGUUUUUAUAUUUCCACAUCAUCUCAUCCUCGCUUCCAAUGAAUUCAUGGCAACUAACUCUCAUACAGAAUACUUCAUUCGUAUUAGAAAUGAAAUACAACGUUUCAACAAUUAUGCGAGACAGAACGACUUUGCUGUGACUGAUGAUGAUACUGUGGCACUGGUUGCAACAUCUGAUGUUGAAUUUUCUGGUACUUCUGCUAUAAGUUCACUCCCUCCUGAAUGGGUUGAUAAUGUUGAGGAGAUUCAAUAUGAAGUCACCAAGAUCAAACAAAAAAUGAAGCAACUAUCUACUAUGCAUGACAAACAUUUAAACAGACCUUCUUUGGAUGACUCAGCAGAUGAAGAACAAACUAUUGAAAUAACCACCAAAGAAAUAACACAGAUGUUUCAUCAAAGUCAGGCUGCCAUUCACAAAAUAAUUGCAAAAUCAAAGUCUGGUAAUCCAGAAGAAAAACGACUUGUCAAAAACGUUGUCUCAUCAUUAGCAGCAAGUCUACAGGAACUCUCUGGGAAUUUUAGAAAGAGUCAAUCAACUUAUUUAAAAAAGAUGAAAAAUCGUGAGGAAAGAGAAAGUCAAUACUUCAACAGAAAUAUUGGAUCUGUUGGUUCUUCACUUUUAGAAGAUGACAACAGUGAACUGUAUGAUACAGGUUUUUCCGCACAACAAGUGAAAUUGGUAGACGACAACACGGCGCUCAUUCAACAGCGCGAAAAAGAAAUUCAGCAUAUUGUAUCGUCGAUAGCAGAUCUAAAUCAAAUAUUUCAGGACUUAUCCUCUCUUAUUGUGGAACAGGGAACUAUAUUGGACAGAAUAGAUUACAAUGUUGAACAAGCGUCAGUUAAAGUAGAAGAGGGUCUUGAGCAGCUGAAAAAGGGGGAGAAAUAUCAGAAGAGCUCAAGAAAAAUGCUUAUUAUUAUUUUACUUGCGGUAAUCAUUGUUGUUUUAUUAAUCUCUCUUGUUGCCACAAAGAGUAAGUAGUUUUUUAUUUAUUCACUUCAUUUCAUGGCGAUGAUUGUUGCGUUCGAGUGAUGACGUCAUGUGUUACGUCAUGUAUUACGUCAUCACUGGGAAAUCGGCGAUCGACGCGAGUGAUAUAGCAACUGCUAAAUACAUACAAUGAUUAAUCAAACUUUUGACUUAAAGUGUAUUACUAGAACUAUUAAUACCAUCAACGUUUUCGGUUUAUGCGGAAGCCAAGCUUUAUUGACAACCGUUAGCGCAAAAGUUGCUGUCAAAUAUAACAGUUUUUUCAUCUAUCAAGAUAACGUAUUUCUGAGUUAUGCUCUCAAUAUAAGCUGUUUUAUAUAACGUGGACAAUGAUCCUUCGUUAAGUCCUCUCUAUUACUUUAAUAAUCCUAUACCAUUCAAUGAAUUCGUAAAUACAAAAAAAUGUGUGCUGUAAAUAGGCUAUACAAUAUACUUGUCUUGAAAAUUCUCUGUAAUAAUGAUACAUGACUAGAUACUGUCUAA